Rhincodon typus (whale shark) is the source of this 2872-nucleotide messenger RNA. RefSeq names its product peptidyl-prolyl cis-trans isomerase G-like. The coding region runs from base 396 to 2588 and encodes 730 amino acids. The record is from RefSeq and is a predicted model, not a curated record. Lineage: Eukaryota; Metazoa; Chordata; Chondrichthyes; Orectolobiformes; Rhincodontidae. The transcript has 4 exons.
CCUCCACUGACUUGACUAUAUUUUCUCAUCCUCAAUGGCUGCUAUCUGUUUCAUGCCUCAUUGUCUCAUUAAUCUUGGUGAUCUGAAUUUCCCUUCCUCAGCAUUGAUUUGUAUAUCCCACUCUCUUGUCCUUUUCUUAAGAUAUUUCUUGCUUUCCCUAUUUUUAAUCUAUUAUUUCUGUGCCUCCUUGUUGGAAGUCCAACUUUGUACCACCAUGGAAAUGAGCUAUUUAUACAUUUAAGUAAUAUGUAUUUGUUGUCUUUAGUAAUUAGUGUUUCAUUUUCUUAACUUUGUUUUCAAGUUCAUCAGAUGAAAGUGCAGAAAGUAGUACAUUGCAGACAGUUGCCACUGUUCGUGCUGAGGAAAUUCCCCCUGUACCAGAGAACAGAUUCUUAAUGCGAAAGAGCCCUCACAAAGCAGAUGAAAAAGAGAAAGAGAAAGAGAAAAAGAAAGAGAGCAAUGUAUCAAAUUCCCAAAUGUCUACAUAUCAAAGAAGACUCCUAGUAACUAGGUCAGGCCGAAAAAUUAAAGGAAGAGGACCCCGGCGCUAUCGAACACCUUCAAGAUCAAGGUCUCGGUCAAGAGAUCGAUUUAGGCGCAGUGAAACUCCCCCACACUGGAGGCAGGAGAUGCAACGAGCACAAAGAAUGAGGGUUUCAAGUGGUGAACGAUGGAUCAAAGGAGACAAGGGUGAAGUGAAUGAAAAGAAAGAAAACCACAACAAUAGAAGCCCAGACAGAGGGAGAGAGCGAAUAUCUUCAGACUACAAACCGGACAUAUUGGAUAGUCCGAAAAGGAGCAGAGAAAGGGAUAAAAAAUCUGAACGAGAGACUGGGAGGAGUCAUCGGUCUAAAAGUAAAGAAAGGGAACAGAAGAAAAUGAACAGAGAUGAUAAAUCUGAAAAAAGCAAGCCUAAAAAGAGAAAUAAAUCCAGGAGUAAAGAAAGAAAUCAAAGCAGAAGCAAAGAUAAGGAAAAACAUGACAAAACCAGAAGCAGGGACAGAGAGCACAAACCAAACAAAGAAAAGAGAGCAAAUUCAAGAAGCAAAGAUAGGGAGCAUGCAAAGGGCAAAGAGCGGGAUAAACCUGCUAAAUCAAAUAAAGAACAGGGAAAACAUGAAAAAUCUCAAAGCAGAGAACAGAGUAGAAGUAAAGAGAGAGGAAAAUGUGCAAAGUCAAAAUCUAGAACUCAUGAUCGAGAAAAGAGUAGCAGUAAAGAGAAGAGGAAAUGGCCCAAGUCUGAAAGUAAGGAAGGAGAACAGAACAAUGGCAAAGAGUUGGAGAAACGAGCCAAGUCCAAAUCCAGAAGUAGGGACCGAGAACAGAAUAAUGGUAAAGUGUUAGAGAAACAAGUCAAGUCAAAAUCCAGAAGUAAGGAACGGGAGCAAAAUAACGGAAAAGAUUGGGAGAAACAAGCCAAGUCAAAACUCAGCACACGUGAUCCAGGAGAGAGUAACAACAAAGUGUGGGAGAAACGAGCCAAGUCACAGUCCAGAAGUAGGGAUCGGGAGCAGAAUAACAGCAAAGGGAGGGGAGAAGAGACCAAAUCGAGGAGUAGGGAUCGAGAACAAAGUAACAGCAAAGGGAGGGGUAAAGAAGCCAAAUCAAGAAGCAGAGAUCGAGAACGGAGUAAAAAUAGAGAGAGGAGAAAACGAGCCAGAUCGAAAUCCAGAAGUAGAGAUCGUAAACAUAGUAAGAGCAGAGAGAGAGCAAAACGGGCCAAAUCAAAAUCUAAAAGUAGAGAAAGAAGUAAAAGCAGGGAGCGGGAUAAAAGGGCCAAAUCAAGAUCCAGAAGUCGAGAUAGAGAACAGAGUAAAGACAAGUAUAGAGGGAAAAGGGCCAAAUCUAGAAGCAAAGAUCGGCAUAAAAGUAGAAGUAAGGAAAGAGAACACCGAGACAAAUCAAGGAGUAAAGAUAGAGUAAAAGACAAAAGUAAAGAAAGAGAAAAGCAUGCAAACUCAAGAAGCAGAGGCAGGGAACAAAAGCACAAGGAAAACUGGAUUAAAUCCAGCAGUAACGAUGAGCAGGGCAAGAGUAAAGAUCAAGAAAAAAGAGCAAAAUCCAAAAGUAAGGAAAGGGAUAGAAGUCAGAGCAAAGAAGCAAACAAGAACAGAGAUAGAGAACAGAAAAAGAGGGGACGUUCAAACAGCAAAGACAGAAGAACCCCUGAAAAAGAUAGGUAUGAUCAUUCAAAGAAGGAACAAAAGACUAAAAAUUCAGGAGAUAAUCAAAACAAGGAGAAAGACUUAAAGACUUCUGAAAAUCAAAAUUCAAAUGGGAAAAUAAUACACAAGGAGGAUGAAAAACCAAAAAGCCAGGGAAAGGAUCAUAGCAGCAGCUCUGAGAGUCUGAAAGAGGAUGAGGAUAGGAAUAAAAAGGAAAAAAGUAGUAGUCCAAGUAUGAAGAGAAAAAGGGGGAGUAGUAAAAGCAAGAUAUCUGAAGAAGGGUCUGCAUCUAGAAACAGAUUAUGUGAACAUGGUGACAAAAUUAAGAAGUCAAACAGCAGAACAAAAAAUCGGAACCACGAAAAAGAGCAGCACUCAAACUGUGAUUCAGCCCCUAGUUCAGAUGAAGAUAGAAGUGAAUAAAUGUGCUUUAUGGACAAGUGAUCGAUUGCCAAUAAAUGUUUCUGUGAUUUUUUUUUUCAGAGAUAUGUUAGGGACAUGUCUUUUAAACCUGGAUUUCAGUUGAGUUUGUUUUUUUUGACAAUCUGCAGCCUGGAUUAUUUGUACUACUGGACUUUUAAUAAAUUUGUAAAGUGUUGCAAAAGAUGAUUUCAUCUAAUGUUUUAAUUUUGGAGCAUUUUGGUUUUUAGCUUUAUUUUGUGAUGUUUCUGAAAGAGACCAAUAAAUAACUUUUUAUUGGAGUUUGA